Centropristis striata (black sea bass) is the source of this 1626-nucleotide messenger RNA. It is a transcript of the gene imp3, whose product is annotated as IMP U3 small nucleolar ribonucleoprotein 3. The record is from RefSeq and is a predicted model, not a curated record. Gene Ontology annotation, molecular function: rRNA binding; structural constituent of ribosome; snoRNA binding. NCBI's taxonomy places the organism in Eukaryota, Metazoa, Chordata, Actinopteri, Perciformes, Serranidae. Gene Ontology annotation, cellular component: small-subunit processome; small ribosomal subunit; Mpp10 complex. Gene Ontology annotation, biological process: rRNA processing. Bases 159 to 710 code for a protein of 183 amino acids. The transcript is spliced from 7 exons.
CGCUGACAGGGGGCGCUGUAGCCCUCGUUAACUUGACGUUCGACUUUAAUUAUUUCCCCGAAGAAGAAGAACACGUGUUUCCUGUGUUUCCCUUCGUCCUACAUGGGAACGAGUUCUUUCUGUAAAUAACUAGUUUUCAGCAAGCGAAACGUGUAAAAAUGGUUCGUAAAUUAAAGCACCAUGAACAGAAAUUGUUGAAGAAGGUGGACUUCAUUAACUGGGAGGUGGACAACAACCUACACGAGGUCAAAGUGCUGCGGAAAUAUCGCAUCGAAAAGAGAGAAGACUACACCAAGUACAACAAGCUGAGUCGUAACAUCAGAGACCUCGCCCAGAAGAUCAGAGACCUGGAUGAGAAAGACGGCUUCAGAGCUCAGAGCACACAUCAACUUGUGGAGAAACUGUACAGUAUCGGUCUGAUACCCACCAAACAGAAUCUGGCCCUCACAGAGAAAGUAACAGCUUCUUCAUUCUGCAGGAGGCGGCUGCCCACCAUCAUGUUGAGCCUCCGUAUGGCUCAGAACCUGAAGACGGCCAUCACCUUUAUUGAACAAGGACAUGUGCGUGUUGGCCCAGAAGUCGUCACAGACCCAGCAUUUCUCGUCACAAGAAAUAUGGAAGAUUUUGUCACUUGGGUGGACUCCUCCAAGAUCAAGCAGCACGUCAUGAAUUAUAAUGACGAGAGGGACGACUUUGAUCUGUUCGCAUAAGCCACUUGUCCACUAUCCAUCCACUACCCUGGAGGCCAGGAAAGGGACAAGAACUCUGCUCACGUAACAACCCAGGAGUCCAAAGUUUAAAUAUCCUAUAAACUUGGACAUUGUGGGAAGAAAAUCAGCGCUGUCACCUCCUCAACAUCUCUCUUUUGAGGUCAAAAUUUGCAACUCAAAUCUGCUCUAUUGACGGUUGGCUGUCUAGUGGUAUCUGGAUUCAUGUGAGACUGUCAGUAGCGGUGUUUUCCAUUCAAAUGUUUGCUUGAGAACUGAAGGGAAACAUGACUACCACCUGCUCCUCCAACAGCAGCACGAGAGCACAGAGCCUCGGUUGUUUCCUCCUCCUGUGUCAUCGCCCCGUGGAGGUGACUGCGUCUUCUCCUGUAGCUCAAUGUUGUUCGCUCUGCAUAAUGUGUUCUUUGUGUGAACAUGAAGGUGUGCACUCUAUGUAUGUAUGUGACUGUGGAAAUACUGGUUUGUAAGUGUGUAAAUACCGUGAAGAGUAAAUUAAUAUCAAAGGGAUAGUUUAGUGUAUUACUACAGUAAUACAGCAUGCCCCCAGUUCAGUUUUAUCCACCUGUGCUCUCUUUAAAGCCACCAGACUCCACUGACAAAAACAUUCAUUUUACCAAACCGAACACAGGAGAUGCUGGUCUGCUGCUGCCUCGUUCGAUUAGUUUGUUUGUGUUAUUGUAUAACUGCGGUGAAUCUGAACUAAAAACACCAAAUUCACACAAUCAAAACCUCAUAAAACCCCAUUCUCACUUGUUAAACUAUCCCUUUGACAUCAUUUGUGUCAUUAAUGCAUCUGAAAAAUAAAGAAAUUAGAAACUGCAAUUUGAUAAAUAUUUAACAUUUUCAACACGACUUUGUAACAAUGUAAACUUUGAACAAUAAACAUUCUUUUAUUACA